AUGCCUUCCGUCCUCGGUCUCACAACAGACCCCUCCCCCCACGGCCCGGGCGCCGAGCAAAAGCAAAAGAAGAAGAAGCCCCAGUUCUCAGGCAUCGCCGAAGACGCCAACCUCGAAGGCAAGCAACUCACCCGCCGCGAGAAGAAAUCCGACGGACAAUCCCCCGAAGACAAGAAGAAGAAGAAGAGCAGCAGCAGCAGCAAGGCCAAGAAGGAAAAGAAGGAGGACCGGCCCAGCAAGGCCAUGCGCCACUACUCCUCCGACGAAGAGGAAGACUCCGAGGACGAAGGGCCCCUCAACACGAUCAAGCUCCGCAACCACGCAAAGGCCAUCGAGAUGGAGACGCUCCUCUGGGGCGCCCUCUGCCACAAGCCCAAGAGCGCCCUCAAGUACGUCGGCAAGGGCGCCAUCAUGUGCAACCCGAUCCUCUUUGGCGACGCCGAGGUCUACUCGGAGCGCUCCGAGCCCACCCUCAAAGAGAUGCUCAAGGAGCACGCCGACCCCCCCAUGAGCUUCAAGAUGCACAAGCCCCACGUCUGCGAGGUGGGGCUCAUGGCCAUGUCCAUCUGCUGCGACAUUACAAUCUUUCGCAUGAACGACGACAACGAGCUCGAGGCCGAGGAGUGUCAGAUCUCGUCCAGCUGGCGGCAGUGCGCGAGCGGAGACUGGGAGAUGGCGAGCUCCAUGGCCGGAUGGCAGGAGUAG
Molecule: messenger RNA, 705 nt
Organism: Colletotrichum orchidophilum
Lineage: Eukaryota; Fungi; Ascomycota; Sordariomycetes; Glomerellales; Glomerellaceae
Exons: 1
Coding region: 1-705 (234 amino acids)
Source: RefSeq, a predicted model, not a curated record